AUGGCGUCGACGCCGCAGCACGCGAACCAGUUUAUACCUGCAGAUGAUUCGGACUCGGACUUGAACGACGAGGACAUCCCCGGCUUCGGCACGUCCGCACCUACGACACCUUUGGUCUCUCACCAGGACAAGGGAAAAGCUCGAGCAACAGAACAGCUUGCAUCUCCGACGCCGCAGCUGUCUGGUAAUAUUGGCGGGUCAGGAAACGGUGCGACGAGUGGAGGACCGACAGGCAAUGCAAGGCGGCAGGCCAUUGGUGGAGUUAGGGUAGAGACGCGGUCCGGUGGGAUUGACACGCUCGACGAGCCAAUAACUACCACACUCGGAAGGGACUUGAUCUCGAUAUACAACAAGCUCAUUCAAGUACUGUACCCCCUUCGAAAGGGCGAAGCGCGCGAAGUACUAAAAGAUUGGGAUCUAUGGGGCCCACUCAUCCUCUGUCUGGCCCUCGCAAUAAUGCUCUCCGUAAACGCACCCCCAGCCCAAUCCCUCUCGACUUUCACCACCGUAGUCGUGAUAGUUUGCGUCGGUUCCCUCGUCGUGACAGUUCAAACCAAACUUCUCGGCGGCCGCCUCUCCUUCUUCCAAGGCUUAUGCGUACUGGGAUACUGCAUCGCGCCUUUGGAUGUCGCCGCGCUCAUCUCAUGUUUCGUCCGUAUCAUAUAUGUCAGGGCGCCGAUUGCGUUGGCUGCGUGGGGGUGGGCUAUGUGGGCGGCUGUGAACUUCUUGGACGGAACGCAUAUUGAGCAGGAUAGGAUCGUAUUGGCUGUAUACCCCAUCUCGUUGUUCUACUUUAUUCUCGCGUGGAUGAUCUUGAUCCAGUGA
This is a messenger RNA of Peniophora sp. CBMAI 1063, 825 nucleotides long. The record is from the annotation of a GenBank genome assembly. NCBI's taxonomy places the organism in Eukaryota, Fungi, Basidiomycota, Agaricomycetes, Russulales, Peniophoraceae.